AGUUAAUUUUAAGACGGAGGGAGUACUUAACAGCCCGGUAUUUAUUUACGGAGUAGUAUUUAAUAUAAUUUAAUUUACUUAGAGCUUAGCCACCGGCGCGCCAUCUAAUUAAGCUGCCUGCCGGCCGCCAGCCAUGGCUUCCAUUUCUAACGGCGGCUUAAAGUCGAUUAACGGCUCCUCCCCCAAAUCCUCCGACCGCAAGGGCGGCUGGAAAUCCGCCAUUUUCAUCAUCUUUGUGGAGAUGGCGGAGCGAUUCUCCUACUACGGGAUCGCCGGGAACCUCAUCACCUACCUCACCGCCGUUCUCGGCCAGCCAACCGCCACCGCCGCCAAGAACGUCAACACCUUUCAGGGCGUCUCCGCCCUCUUCCCCGUUCUCGGCGCAUUUCUCGCCGACUCCUAUGUUGGUCGGUUCAAGACAAUUGUCUUCUCCAAUCUCAUCUAUAUCCUCGGGCUGACUCUGUUAGUGGUGGCGUCGACGCCGUCAAUGAGACACGACGGCGGGCUAUUCUUCGUAGCACUGUACAUAAUAAGCGUGGGCGAAGGGGGGCACAAGCCGUGCGUGCAGGCGUUCGCCGCCGACCAGUUCGCGGAGGAGCUGCCGGAGGAGAAGGCGGCGAAGAGCUCGUUCUUCAACUGGUGGUACUUGGGGAUAGUGGUGGGGGCCACACUCGCCAUCUUGGUGGUCAUCUACGUGGAGGACUACGUGGGGUGGACCGUCGGGUACGGGAUUCUCGCGGCGGUUGCUGCCGCCGCGCUGGUGGUGUUCCUGGCCGGGGCUGGGACCUAUUGUAAAGAAGCUCCCGUUGCGAGCCCGUUCACUAGGGUGGCGCAGGUGGUUGUCGCCGCCUUCAGAAAGAGGGGCGUCUCGGAGGAGCGUGACGGCCGCGGCAUUUGGUACGGAGACGGUCAAGGCGGCGGCGGCUACGACGGCUUGGGUGGUCGAGAUCGCAUCCAUCACUCUUUGGCGCGUACUAAUCAAUUUAGAUUCUUAGACAAGGCAACGAUCAUAGACGAAAGAGACGCGUCAAGCGAGAAAAGGGAUCCAUGGCGGCUAUGCACCGUGACACAGGUGGAGGAGGUGAAGCUCCUCCUCCGCCUCCUCCCCAUCUGGCUGUGCUGCCUCCCCUUCGCCGCCAGCAUUGCCCAGCUCAGCACCUACUUCACCAAGCAAGGCGCCACUCUCUCCCGAUCCCUCGCCUCCUUCCACUUCCCGCCCGCCUCCUUCCAGGUCGUCACCUCCUUCACCAUCCUCCUCUCCGUCGCCGUCUACGACCGGAUCUUCCUCCCCGCCGCCAGGAAACUCACCGGCCUCCCCUCCGGCAUCACCGUCCUCCAGAGGAUCGGCGUCGGCCUCUUCAUCUGCGCCGCCGGGAUGGCCGUCGCUGGGUUGGUGGAGACCAGGCGGAUCCGCGUCGCGGCGGAGAACGGGCGGCUGGAUUCCCCCAAAUCCACCCUCCCGAUGCAGAUCUGGUGGCUGGCGCCGCAGUACGUGAUGGUCGGCCUCACCGACGUCUUCACCGUGAUCGGCCUGCAGGAGCUGUUCUACGACCAGAUGCCGGCGGAGAUGAGGAGCGUCGGCGCGGCGCUGCACAUCAGCGUGGUCGGCGUGGGGAGCUUUAUGAGCGGCGCUCUGAUAACGGCGGUGCAGGGGAUAAGCGCCAGAUCCGGGCACGAGUGGUUGGUGGAUAACAUCAACCGGGCCCACGUUAACUACUUUUACUGGGUUCUCGCCGGAAUCGGCGCGGUGAAUUUGUGCGUCUAUGUGUUUGCUGCAAAAGCCUUCCUUUACAAGAAACCAAUGGAGCCCGCGGUUAUGGAAGAAGCUGCAGGGGUUUGACCGUCUCGAGAGAGAUUUGACCGCUCAAACAUAUACUCCGUACAUAUAACAUCUUGUUUUAAAAUCUUACUCCCUCGGUCCUAAAAUUAACUUCCCAUUUGACUUUUCACGGUCUCCAAUGCGACACUUUGACCAUCAAUAUCUCAAAUUUUAUAUAAAUAUAUUUUAUAAAAAUUACAUAUUUCAAAACUAUGUUUCAAAAUGAAUCUAAUGCUAAUAAAUUUAUAUGAAAAUUCAAUGUAUUUUUUCCGUAAUAAACAGUCAAAGUUUGACUACAAAAGUCAAACUAGGAAAUUAAUUUUAGGACGGAUGGAGUAUUAUAGAACAAGUGUAUUACAGAUACAUAGAGACAAUAAUUAUCUGUUUACACACGUAUGUUUAUUGUUCAUAUUA
Messenger RNA from Cuscuta campestris, 2233 nucleotides. The record is from the annotation of a GenBank genome assembly. NCBI's taxonomy places the organism in Eukaryota, Viridiplantae, Streptophyta, Magnoliopsida, Solanales, Convolvulaceae.